Aethina tumida (small hive beetle) is the source of this 2044-nucleotide messenger RNA. It is a transcript of the gene mre11, whose product is annotated as double-strand break repair protein MRE11. Gene Ontology annotation, molecular function: DNA endonuclease activity; 3'-5'-DNA exonuclease activity; manganese ion binding. The record is from RefSeq and is a predicted model, not a curated record. Gene Ontology annotation, biological process: mitochondrial double-strand break repair via homologous recombination; mitotic G2 DNA damage checkpoint signaling; double-strand break repair via nonhomologous end joining. The transcript has 7 exons. NCBI's taxonomy places the organism in Eukaryota, Metazoa, Arthropoda, Insecta, Coleoptera, Nitidulidae. Gene Ontology annotation, cellular component: nucleus; Mre11 complex. The coding region runs from base 39 to 1829 and encodes 596 amino acids.
UCCUAUGAGAAGUUGGCGCUUAAAUUGAUAAGGUUAUUAUGUCAGACUCAGAAACUGAAAAUGCAAACCCUGCAAAUAAAUACAAUGAAGAAGAUGCCUUUAAAAUACUCGUCGCAACAGAUAUUCAUCUGGGGUAUAAUGAAAAAGAUGUUAUACGAGGAGAAGACAGCUUUCGAACUUUCGAAGAGAUCCUCAAAAUCGCACAAAACUUGAAAGUGGAUUUCAUGUUACUGGGUGGCGAUUUAUUCCACGACACGAAACCAACCCCUUAUUGCAUCUACAAAUGCACGGAGCUCCUGAGGAAGUACUGUCUCGGCGACAAACCAGUUGAAAUGGAGUUCCUCUCAGAUCAAUCGGUCGCGUUCAAAUGUAACUCAUCAAAGAUCGUCAAUUACGAAGAUCCAAACUUGAAUGUCUCUCUGCCGGUGUUCUCAAUCCACGGUAACCACGACGAUCCCUCCGGUCACAAAUUAAUCUCGGCCCUAGAUCUGAUCAGUACCACUGGUUUGGUGAACUAUUUCGGCAAAGUUACGGAACUGAAACAUAUAAAAGUCGAACCGAUUCUGUUGAGGAAAGGUGAAUCCCAAUUGGCCUUGUAUGGUUUGUCGCACGUGAAGGACGAACGAUUGGGCAGGAUGUUCCUAGAGAAACAGGUGACGAUGAUGUCGCCGCCUGACAUCGAAAAUUGGUUCCAUUUGCUCGUGUGGCAUCAGAAUCGUGCGACACGGGGCGUCAAAAACUUCAUUCCCGACGAAACCCUGCCGGAUUUCUUGGACCUGGUGGUCUGGGGCCAUGAGCACGACUGCAGAAUCGUGCCCGAACCGAACGCCAACAGCGUUUAUAUAACACAACCGGGCAGUUCGGUUGCCACCUCCUUGGCGGCUGGUGAAGCAAUACCGAAGCACAUCGGACUGUUGACGGUGCAUAAAAAGAAGUUCUUCCUGGAUCCAAUCCCACUAAAAACAGUUCGACCAUUCAUUUUCAGAGAGCACACCCUAGAGGACGUGGAAAGCGACGAAAUUGAAGACAAUCAUCAAGAGAACGCUUUGAAACAGAUUGAGGAUAUUAUUGAAGAAAUGAUCAAGGAAGCCAACAAUAUGGAACGUGAUUUGGAUAUGCUUCCGCUGAUACGUCUGCGGGUUUUCUACGAACGAGACUUGCAGUCGUUCAAUGCUAUUAGAUUCGGCCAGAAAUAUGUUGGAAGAGUGGCUAAUCCCGAGGACGUUGUUAAACUGGCUCCUAUUAGAAGAGCUAGAGGAGCUCAAAUGAGAGUAGAUCUGGACACUGAUCACACAUUUAACCAUGUAGAAGAAUGGGCGACCAGGGUUGAAGAUAUUGUUCUUAAAUUAUUCGACGAGAACAAUAAACUGAACAUAAUUCCAGUUAAAGGACUAACUGAAACCGUUAUCAAAUUCAUCGAUUCCAACGAUCAGGAAGCUCCAGCAGAUUAUAUAGAUUUGCAGGCGAAACAAAUGCUGGAGACUCUCGUCAGUAAGGAUCCGGAUCUUUCAGACGUGCGACAGUGUAUCGAAUCCAUCGUUCACGAAAAGGAACUCGCCAAUCAAGAUAUGGAAGAGGUUCGAAAACUAUUAAACGACACAAACCGUCAGAAACGCUGCGCAGCCAAACGUCUGGCGGAUGACGAUGACUCGGAUGAACCAGCUGUAAUAAGCGAUGAUGAUAAUGAUGAUGUCUCGUCUUCUAGAGUUGUUAACAACCCGACGCCUGCUAAAGGGCCUGGAUCGAGAGGAGGGCGCGGUUCUAGGGGCGGCAGAGGCUCCAGAGCACGUGGGACUCGCGGUGGAAGGGGUCGUGCCAAAGCAGUUUAGAGUUUAUUUUGUUUAAUUCUCACAAAAUUGUUUUUUACACACUCCCAUAUUUUGUUUAUUUUAAGAAAAACUAAAAUCUUAAAAUAAACUAUAUACAUCUUCAUCAAAAAUGUUAUACACUCUAUUUUUGAUAUUUAUUUUGUAUUGUUAUAUAUUUUACAACAAUUUGUUUUUGAUAAUAACAAAUAAAGUUUUGUUUUAUUGAUGGUCUUAAA